Symbiodinium pilosum is the source of this 828-nucleotide messenger RNA. The record is from the annotation of a GenBank genome assembly. NCBI's taxonomy places the organism in Eukaryota, Dinophyceae, Suessiales, Symbiodiniaceae.
AUGGAGGCAAAGGUUAUGGGCUUGAUCGAGAAGUGCCUAGACAAGAAGGUGCUGGAGAUGCAGCUGAAGGUGCCCAAGGUACCGCAGAGCCAAGGCCUCAGCGCCCGCUCCGGGCGAUCUGACCGCUCUGGCCGCUCCGCGUGCUCUGCACGCACCUCGACCGAGACUGUGGUGAGCCAGCUCGAUCAGCCUGGGGUUCCGUCUCAUGUGGAGACGGACACAAGCGUGAAGGCGGAGCCUCAGCCGGAGGCCGUGACGAUGGCCGGCAAGCGUGCCCAAGCACAGAAGCUCUCUGAUGCUUCGCUGGGAAAGUUCGACGAUGACCAAUCGCGCCUGGCACACCUGGAGAUGCAGAAGAGUGCUGCGGAGGCCCGCAACAAGAACCGUUCCUCCCUGUGCUUUGGCUACGAGCCACCUUCGCGCACCGACGAGGCCGCAAAGGUGGAGACCAUGGCCGGCAAGCGUGCUCAGGCUCAGAAGCUCUCAGACGCUUCUCUGGGUAAGUUUGAUGCCGACCAGUCCCGCCUUGCGUACCUGGAGAUGCAGAAGAGCGCCGAGGAGGUGCGCAACAAGAACCGCUCCGCCAACGCCUUCCAGAAGGCCGAGGCUCCCAAGUACCCUGCCCUGCUGCGCGAGGUUGAGGGACUGGCAGAGAAGAAGGGGGCGACGGAGACAUCCAUGGCUGGCAAGCGAGCAAAGGCCCAGAAGGUCUCCGAAGCCAAACUCGGAAAGUUUGAUGCUGACAAGUCCUUGGAUGCAUACCUGGACAUGCAAAAGAGUGCUGAAGAGCUGCGCAACAAGCACCGCGUCGGGCAGGGUGUGUUCUGA